Macrobrachium nipponense is the source of this 426-nucleotide messenger RNA. RefSeq lists its product as uncharacterized. Bases 1 to 426 code for a protein of 141 amino acids. The record is from RefSeq and is a predicted model, not a curated record. NCBI's taxonomy places the organism in Eukaryota, Metazoa, Arthropoda, Malacostraca, Decapoda, Palaemonidae. The transcript is spliced from 2 exons.
AUGAGGAGCACUUCCUUCCCUCCUCCAUCUUGUUUCUCGGCCUCCUAUACCUCCUCUUCUUCCUCCUCCUGCUCCUCCUCCUCAUCCUCCUCCCCCCUUCCGCCCCCUCCACUUUCUUCUCCCCAACUGCCAAGCACUCCUUCUCACCGCUCCCUUCCUACUUUCUCUUCCCACCGUGCCCCUUCCCCUCUUGCUACUUUCUCCCUCCUUCCUAGCACUCUCCCUCACCGCUCCCCUCCGACUUUCUCUUCCCAUCGUGCCCCUUCUCUUCCCAUCUUCCGCCCCUCCCCUCCUGCUACUUUCUCCCUCCCUCCUAGCACUCCCCCUCACGGCUCUCCUCCUACUUUCUCCUCCCAUCGUGGCCCUUCCCAAAGUCAAAACAGCAAAGAGCAAUCACACCCGAAUCACCGGGAGAUGAGAAGUUAA